GUCAUACACUGUACAAUAAGGGGAGCUGCUGAUGGCGGCUGAAGGCAGGCAGAUGUGCUGGGGGAAAGCCACUUAGUGUCCCUGAUGGAGAGGGGUGGCUGCUCUCCAGGGGACCAGGCGCACUUGGUGCUCUUCCUGCACAGGCUCAAGCAGGUGUUUGAUGUGUGCGAUGAGGAUGCGGAUGGAUUUAUCAAGGUGGAGCAUUUCAUAGCUGUGGGCUUACAGUUUGCUCAAGGAGAUGAGGUGGAGAAACUGGCUAAACGCUUGGACGCAAAUGCCCAGGGACGAAUCAGCUUUAAGGAUUUCUGCCAUGGAGUUCUAGCAAUAAAAGGCUGCGAUGAGCUUGUGAAAGGGAUACUUGGGGUUACAAGCACCGCACCCCUACAUUAUGAGACGCAAUAUACACCAUACUAUUACCAGAGCCCUGAGAUCACAGAGGGGGCUUUCCUGGACACUGAGAGUACAUACAGUGACUCCGAGUUCUUUGCAUAUGAGGAUGGUCUCACCUUGGCUCAGAGAGAUGCCCAACAUGAAUCAGAUUUGGACAGUGCCAUCUACAGUACUCCAAGCUCAGAGGCAUCCGACGAGUGCAGGAAUGAAGACAAAGCAGGAGGCCUUGCUAGCCUUUAUCUUCCCAGGGACCAGAAUCUUCUCAACCCGUCGCCGGGCUCAGAUUUCUCAACUCACUCCACAGCCUCCUUAAUCAGCAAUGAGGAGCAGUUUGAGGACUAUGGAGAAGGAGAUGAUGUUGACUACAGUCCUGGCAGCCCAUGUCCUGAUGAUGAGAGUAGAACCAAUGCCUUAUCUGACCUGGGCUCCUCUGUUCCUUCUAGUGCCGGACAAACACCCAGGAAAACAAGACACGUGUACAACAGUGAGUUACUAGACAUCUACUGCACUCAGUGCAGCAAAAAGAUCACUCUGUUGAAUGAUCUGGAGGCACGUCUGAAGAACCUGAAAGCCAACAGCCCCAACAGGAAGAUUUCAACCACAGCAUUUGGGAGGCAACUAUUUCACAACAGCAACUUAAGCAGCAGCAAUGGCAGCACAGAAGAUCUGUUCAGGGACAGUAUUGACUCGUGUGAAAAUGACAUUACUGAGAAGGUGGGUUUCCUAGAGAAGAAGGUGACAGAACUGGAAAAUGAUAACUUGACUAAUGGGGAUGUGAAGAACAAACUGAAGCAGGAGAACAUACACCUGGUACAUAGGGUCCAUGAACUGGAAGAGCUUCUGAAAGAUCAGGAGACAUGGUCUGAGCAGGUUUUGGAUAAGGAAAGUAAACGCCACAGAGAGACCUACAGUAAGCUGGAGAAGGAGAAAUGCACUGAGAUUGAACUGCUGAGUGCAAGGGUUCAAGAGCUGGAAGAAGAAAAUGAAGACUUACUGACUUCCUUAGCCAGGCUAAAAACACACACAGUGAAAAUAGAUGAGGAGCGGCAGAGAAUGUCAGACAAGCUGGAAGACACCAGCCUGCGGCUGAAGGAUGAGAUGGAUUUAUAUAAGAAAAUGAUGGACAAGCUGAAGCAGAACCGCCUUCAUUUCCAGAAGGAGAGAGAAGCCACCCAGGAUCUCAUAGAAGACUUGAGACGGGAGCUGGAACACUUGCAGAUCUACAAACUAGAAUGUGAAAAGUCUGGCCGUGGUCGGGGCUCUUCUUCUGGGCUCACUGAGUUCAAUGUGAAGACCAGGGAGGGGGAACUAGAGCAAGAAAUCAGGCGGCUAAAGCAGGAUAAUCAGAAACUUCGGGACCAGAACGAUGACCUCAGUGGACAAAUCCUCAGCCUCAGCCUGUAUGAAGCAAAGAAUCUCUUUUCAACCCAGUCCAAAGCUCAGUCUCUGGCUGCAGAAAUAGACUCGGCUUCAAAGGAUGAGCUGAUGGAGGCCUUAAAGGAACAGGAAGACAUUAACUACCGUUUACGACAGUACAUGGAUAAGAUCAUCUUGGCCAUCCUGGACCAUGACCCUUCCAUACUGGAAAUAAAGAACUAAGCGAUUCAGGCAGAAGAAAAUACGGGAUCACUUGUACUGUCGCUCAUAUAAACAGUUUUAUAUAUUUUUAAUCUUAGUGUCCCAGUGAAUGUCUGUGGCUUUGGCAGAUUAAUUCUCCUGUGACCUACAGCCCACGCCAAUGUAUUUGUUCCGUUGCACUUUUGGAAGUCACUUUAGUCCGUGUUGCUGCUGUGCCCUGUCAGGCCUGGAAGAGAAGACUUUUAGCUAUUUGACGCUUUCUCUUAUCCGGAUACAAAGUGCACUCUUGGGCCGUGUGUCACAUGAUUUCGCCUCAUCAGGCCUAAUGUCUCUUUGAAGAACACACCCUUGUUUUGCCACCACAGACCCACAUAGGUGAUGUGUAAGGAUUAACUGUGUGUAUGCCAAGGCACUCCAUUGCAAUGCAUUCUCCACAGCACUCCCACUUACAGGUUGCUGAAGAAGAAAAGACUUCUUCUACACAAUAUCUGAAUUGAGAUAUACUGGGAGUUAAACGGGAAUAAGUCCAUACAGAUACAUAUAAGGGUGUUUAGCUUGCACCCUCUUAUAUUUUACUGACAUCAACACGAGAGGAUCCAUGAAUAAUUACACUUGGGAAUGGAUACCAUCUGGAAAGAGUGGGAACUGGAUGUAUGCCAAGAAAAUCCCCAAGAAGCCUGUAGAAAUUGUGGGUGUAUAAUGAAAGAAUUUGUUGCACUUGAAGUCUUAAUACUGAAUGUACUGUAUAACGUCUGUCCCUGUCUCGCAUGGACAUUGCUGUGUUUGUGCCUUCACAUUGUACAGAUGUGUCACAGCCCAGUUUGUACCUUUUCCAUGCAGAGUUUAGUAGCACUCACUGUAAGUGUGUAAAUAAAUAGAGAGAUUUGUAUUCUUGGUGCCACAAACUUACUGACUGCCCUGCUGCAUCGAGCCCGGAGCAACCUUCCCUUUACAACCGGCUUUGCUCAAUCUGAAAUGUCAGUUAUUGACAUUGUUAUUAAAAGUAUUCGUCGGUAUUGUAUUACAGCUAUGGGACCUGUUAUCCUGAAUGCUUGUGACCUGGGGUUUUCCAGAUAACAGAUAUUUCUACCUUAGGUUUACUAGAUAAUCAUGUAAACAUUAAAUAAACCCAAUAGGCCGGUUUUGCUUCCAGUAAGGAUUAAUUAUAUCUUAGUUUGGAUCAAGUACAAGGUACUGUUUUAUUUUUACAGAGAAUCAUUUUUAAAAAUUUGGAUUAUUUGGAUAAAAUGGGAGCCUAUGGGAGACACCCUUUCUGUAAUUGGGAGCUUUCUGAAUAACCGGUUUCCGGAUAAUGGAUCCCAUACCUGUAGUGUUAGUGCUCUUGGGCCUGCUGCAGAACUGGGCUCGCUCAGUGCUUGCUGGUCCCAUGAUGUUGCAUUCACUGAAAGCAAUAUGCAUCUGUCCCCAUUCUCUGAAUUUGCAGAGGAACUCUGAGUGUAUUGCUGUGAUUAGAUAUAUAAUGGGAACUGGCAGCUGCAGAUAAAAUACAUAAACUGGGAUGUAAAUAUAAAUCAGAAGAACCAGAUGCAUAUGUCUGUAGUCAACCCAAACGUGUUUGCCCCAAAAUCAUCAUCAGUCUCCCUGUGGUUUGUCCCGCUGUGGUUCUUUAUUAUAGGACUGUCCAAAUGAAGACACAAGGUCAGCGAUUCUAUCUGUGUGACAUAAUCACCUUUUAUAAUGCUAUGUAUGCUAUGGCUGGGGCCAUAAAAAUCCCUUGUAGGGUUACUGUACAUCCAUCGUCUGCAGUUGGACAAGCCAGCUUUGUAUUGUAAUGAACCCAGGGCGUGGGACAGCUGCACGGCACUAAAUUGCACAUGUGCUGAAGAGCACUAAACACUUUGCUCCAUUCUCAGGCACAAAAGCAUGCUGCUCACUUGGCCAACCCUGCAACACAUAUGCCUGGGUCUGGGGUCAAACUGCUCAAAUUCUAUAACAAUCAGUCAAAUGUCAGUGCAAAUAUAGCACACAUGAGAAUGGCAUGUGCUGCCCAGAGCAAUAACAGCAUAUAUGCACCCAAUCACAACAGCAGUUGGUCAUUUUCCAUGUAGGCCUUGGUGCAAUUGAUAUACCUCCCACAUAGGUAGUUUUCAGGGCUUGCACUCAAGCAGACUAGCAUAAAUUCUACUAAGAGCAAGUUCAAGAUUGGCCGCCUUUAACUGGCCAGGCAGCUGUUCUUGUUUCUCUGCAAUAAAAGUAAUGUGAGAGCACUUCCAUGAGGAAUGCAGAAAGGGAAAGUGCACAGUUUGUUAGAUAGGCUUUUAAAAUGCUUGUUACACAGCACUGAUAUGGUUAACUGGAGACUCUGUAGCACUACGUUUAUAAAAAUGCCUCAAAAGAGCCAGCAGGGAUUGAAAAAAAUGGGGAGGCUACCCAUGGGCUCUUAGACAAAGUAGAAGCUGCUGGCCUAUUGUUGCUGCUACAGAUCAAUUCUAAGCACUAAAUACACCUGCAACCCUAUAUAGUGGUUAAAUGAGGGAAUUCUGCACCCAUGUCUUGUACUGGAAGCACAUAAUGAAUAACAAGGGGAGAAACCCAGGAAAUGUUUUUUUGUUACUGUAAAAAAUUCCCUUUCCUUGUUUUAUUGUGUGACGUGUAAAUAAACAUGAAUUUUGUUGCACAAUGA
Xenopus laevis (African clawed frog) is the source of this 4612-nucleotide messenger RNA. RefSeq names its product rab11 family-interacting protein 4 (gene rab11fip4.L). Gene Ontology annotation, cellular component: cleavage furrow; endocytic vesicle; recycling endosome membrane. The coding region runs from base 85 to 1989 and encodes 634 amino acids. Gene Ontology annotation, biological process: regulation of cytokinesis; endocytic recycling; protein transport. The record is from RefSeq and is a predicted model, not a curated record. Lineage: Eukaryota; Metazoa; Chordata; Amphibia; Anura; Pipidae. Gene Ontology annotation, molecular function: calcium ion binding. The transcript is spliced from 15 exons.